This is a messenger RNA of Nomascus leucogenys (northern white-cheeked gibbon), 2004 nucleotides long. It is a transcript of the gene PLSCR5, whose product is annotated as phospholipid scramblase family member 5. The record is from RefSeq and is a predicted model, not a curated record. Gene Ontology annotation, cellular component: plasma membrane. Lineage: Eukaryota; Metazoa; Chordata; Mammalia; Primates; Hylobatidae. Gene Ontology annotation, molecular function: phospholipid scramblase activity. Gene Ontology annotation, biological process: plasma membrane phospholipid scrambling.
CUUUGUCAAAUAAGGAAAACUCAAACUUUUGGCAGUCUGCAAACUGUGAGGUUGACUUUAUAAUUUUUCAUCACCAGGUAUACCUCCUGAAGCCUCUUAACUAUUUUUAGAACUAGGCAGUGUUGCUGAUAAUGCAAUAUAUCCUGCACGUUCAACCUUUGUGAAUCAUACCAUCUAGGGCAAUUGGCUUGGUAAGCAAAAUCUCCAUGGUCACCUGGGCAGCUGCAUUUAGAAAUUCGAGCUGUCCAGUCAAGGUUACAGCACUUGUUUUCUUUCCUUAGAAUUCAAUACAGUUAAAUAUCAUCUGUAAAUUUUGAUUAGCUUUGCAAGGCUAUUGAAGGUUUAUAUAUUCCAAUGCCUCUGAUUAAUCAAAUUCAAUUAAAAAUGAAAAUAAAGAUUUAUUUAUAUAAUAGUGGGGAAUAUAUCCUCUUCUUAUUUGUUUUGAGUUGAAGAGAUGGAGAUAAAUCCAAUAGAAAAAUAAGAAUAAUAAUGUUCAAACAUUUUCAACAUGUAAAGAAUUGUAUUUAGAACUGUCAAAAAUUUAUACAAUAGGAUGUUUUAUCACAGAAUCUGCAAAGGAGACUUCUAGAAAUUAAGAAAUACAAGAUAUUUCUGAUAUAAACCUGAACGCAAAUGUGUACAUUCUAAGAAAUACAAAAACAACUUGGUAAAAAAAAAAAAAAAAAGACACUUAAAAUGAGUGUUGUGUGCUUUCCUUUCUGGUUUUUAUUAUUUUUAAAUUGCUCCUUCAGCCACCAAAGUUAUAUGAUGGUUUCUGAACAGUGUUUACUUUUGUGACAGUUUCAUCUCACUCUGUUGUCCAAACUGAUAAAGUCCAGAAGUCUAGAAAGAGCAAGGGACUCCCUUCCUCUGUUAUAUGUAAGCUGACAAGAGGCAGACAAACACGUUCUGAAGUUUUGUGCAUGCUGCGUUUUCUGUCCUUGCUGCAACAAGAAAAGCCUUUGUUUUCCAACCUGGCAACCUUUGAAGAAGUGACUCAGACAUCUUCAUGGCCUCUAAAGAUGCCCAGAACCAAAGAAGAGGUCUGCCUGGUUUUCUUCCUGGAGCUCCAGACCCGGACCAAAGCCUUCCUGCCUCUUCCAAUCCAGGGAACCAAGCAUGGCAGCUGAGUCUCCCUCUGCCAAGCAGUUUCCUGCCAACAUUAGACCUGAUAAUUAUACACCAGCAGGUGGAGCUGCUUGGAAUGAUACUUGGUACUGAGACCUCCAACAAAUAUGAGAUUAAAAACAGCUUGGGACAAAGAAUUUACUUUGCAGUGGAGGAAAGCAUCUGCUUCAAUCGUACUUUCUGUUCCACUCUGCGAUCUUGCACCCUGAGGAUCACAGAUAACUCAGGUCGAGAGGUCAUUACAGUGAACAGGCCCUUGAGAUGUAACAGCUGCUGGUGCCCUUGCUACCUACAAGAGUUAGAAAUCCAAGCCCCUCCUGGUACUAUAGUUGGUUACGUUACACAGAAGUGGGACCCCUUUCUGCCUAAAUUCACAAUCCAAAAUGCAAACAAAGAAGAUAUUUUGAAAAUUGUUGGUCCUUGUGUGACAUGUGGCUGUUUUGGCGAUGUGGAUUUUGAGGUGAAAACCAUUAAUGACAAGCUUACAAUUGGGAAGAUUUCAAAGUACUGGUCAGGAUUUGUAAAUGAUGUCUUCACAAAUGCUGACAAUUUUGGAAUUCAUGUUCCUGCAGAUCUAGAUGUAACAGUCAAAGCAGCAAUGAUCGGUGCCUGUUUUCUCUUUGAUUUUAUGUUCUUUGAACAUUCACUGGCUGGAUUAUAAUAACCAAGAUAAUGAAAACAAUAAAAUAUGCAGAACAUAUUUCAAAUUCUUUAGAGUAUUUCAAAGCACUUCCACACAUAUGAAUGGCCUGCACUGGACCUCACAAGAAAACAGAGGGUUUCAAUUGUACAUAACAUCAGAGAUGACCAGGUACAACCUCCAUAUAUUGAAGACUUAGAAAAUGAUAAAUAUAAAAAUUAAAUUACUUUGUUUUA